UUGAUAUUCGAAAUGACAAGUAUAUUUAAUUUCAAAUAUUUAAAAAAAAAUGUAUAAAUACUUCAUCCAUAUUGACAACAUUAACAUGUAUGCAUACCGUCUUUCAUUCACGUUUAAAAAUAUGGGCACUCUUUACUUUUUCAAAGAAAAAAUAAUAUAUUACAACGGAUUUAUUUUAUCUCAGAGUGAUAGAUUAAGUUUUAUGCAUAAACAUUGUUUUAUGUUAAAGCGAUAGAAAAGUUUUUCAUCUCCCCGUCACACUCAUAUUGUUUGGAGCUAUUUACGUGUGCUCUUACUUGUAAAGUUUAGUUUGACACAUGUUUAUUCAUGUGAGGUUUGUACAAACGUGAGUAAAAUAAAUAUUAUUUCGGUAACCACUCAUUGUCCUUUAUGGUACAUGAAAAUGUACAAUUUAUAUGUAAGCACCCGAAUAUAUGGCAAUAUCGCGUAACACGUUCUGUUGGAAUGCGUUUCUGCAUAAAGACCAUCACACAGCUCAUUGUAACUGCAGAUGUCGCUUUUUCUAAAAAAAAAGUCUACAAUGGCCCAAAUACGGACAAAGAUAUGUUAUAUUCACACUGUUGAAUAAUUGAAGGGUUACAGCAAGUUCUUAAUAAAUUUAAAGGCGGCCCCAGCUAUUGUCAAAGUCGCGUUAUAUACUGAUGAACAAUACUGGACACUAAGCACGUUCUUAAAUUCCAGCACUGACCCACAAUUUGUCAAAGAUAUGUCAUACAUACAAAUAAAAUAAUAGAGGCCUAACAAAUUAUUAAAAUUAUGUCAAAAAUAUAUUUUAUAUUCGUGAAUAGUAGAAGGGAUUUUGGGGAUUUGGUACAGGGAAAACGCAUUCGAAAGAAACCCUUCCGAAAAUUGGAUAUACUGACCAAUAUUUUUCUUCCGUUCUCUAGGAAAUGCCAGAAUGCCUUAAAAUAGGCCGUGACCCUUUUAUCUUAAACAUCUGCCGCUUUAUGCAUUCAGAAUUUACCAUAUGCUAUUCUAUGCUUCUCCAUUUUAUAAUGAGUUUGUACAGCGUCUUAAUGGAAAACCAUAAUUAAUUCUUCCUGAGGUACCCUGAGGACGAGGACGAAAACGUUUAUGAAAACGGUGUUUUUCCCAUUCAACAAUCUGGCAAGUUUCGUAGCCCGAGAAGAAUUCAUUAUACUUCAUCGCCGUGAAAGCUUCAGAUUAUAAUUGAAAACCAACCAACAACCAAGAGGUCGACGUACAGAAGGCCAGAAAGCAACGCCGAAGAACCGAUUUUACCGAGUGCCCAACAAGUCACUGUACCGUUUAUUAUCCGUGUAUGGAUCACGUAGUUUUUUGCAGGUCGCCAGUCUUUCGUGACAUCUGCGGUGGCGUUGUUGAGAUCGGGGCUUCGUGGGUAUUGCGCCCAAGUGCAGCCACUGGUAUUUAUGCAUCACCACAGUUUAGUCAAUUCGGGACUGCGUGUGGGUCACGGUGGUUGUGACGGGAUGUCUGAGGACUCCGAUCAAUCAGUAGAUUUUGGAAUGAUUUCUUGAGGAAUUCAUGCACAGUUAGCAGGAAAUGGGCUGGAGUACCAUCUUGCUGAGCCACUUCCCUAUUCAUUACUUGUAUAACAUUUUUGGAUUUGGUGUAGCGUUCAAAGUACAAUUGUCGCAAAAUAUUUCCGAGCUUCGUGAAGACGGGGAAGCGAUAGUGCUUGGGACAGAGAUUACACCGACGUACAGGAAAUCCAAUUUGUGCUUAGAUUCGCUGGCUAGAAAACUGUUCGCCCACGCCGGCCCACUUUUAUUACAAGGAUGCUUGGUUCAUUACAAGUGGUUACUAAAUAACCAGAAUAAGAAAUAUUGGAGCAAAGCAAAUCCUUUGGCUUUUCAUUGUGCCACUUCAUGAUAUAAAAGUUGGGAUUUGAUGAACAUUUAGUGCGCGGAAGAUAACAGGCGUUUUGUGCAUGGACAAAGAAACACAAACUGCGAACAAUUCUGUAUUUGCGUUAGAUAAAGUCUUCGGCGAACGAGUCAUAAGUCUGGAAUUGUGGCCUCCGCGAUCACCGGAUAUAAACCCUCGUGACUUUCAUUUGUGGGGCACGCUGAAACAAAAAGUGUAUAUGAACCAUUCUACACUCUUUGGAAGAACUACAAGCACAGAAAAGUUCUCAUGAUGCGAGGCGUGUUUAGAAGCAGAGGGUCGUCUCUUCGGACUCUUCAUAAAUAAAGUUUAAAACUACACCAGAAACGCCGGCCGUGAGUAGCGGGUUGUCGCUUAGGGGAAAGGCGAGAAACGUGACGUGUCAGCUGCGAUAUAAAAAAAUCUGAGGUUAUUUUGGCGUUAAAAUAUAUCGUAAACCAAGUUUUGUAAGCUGUUAUGUUGUACUAUUUUUUAAAGUGGACAGAUACGAAAAUCCACGAGAAAAUCAAGUUGGUGGGAUUCAUUUCCUGAGCACGACUGUUUCACGCGUUGAACAUGAAUACAAAAAUGCUUAACAAUUUCUUUGUGAGAGCGUAAUGGCCCGGGGAAGCCCAAAUAUUCUAUAUAAGUUUUGAUUGUUAUCAUUUGAAUCAGGCCCGAAUAUUAUAUGCACCAGGGCCGUGAACCUAACCUAACUUUCAGAACUUUGAGGACAAAAUGAAGAAACGGGAACAAGGACAAAUACAUUAGUGACGGGCACGAGGCAUAAAUAAACUUCAGAAGGUUUACCAACGUAGAAGUAACUUGGUAAAAGAUUAGAUUGGUAAUCUGCAUGCAGAUUCCCAAAAUACUUUGAACACGUGGAAGAGUUACUUUUGUGAACUGCUAAAUGUACAGUACAUGGGCUUUACAAUGCUAGGCAGACUUCAGUACUACGGUUGGAUCCUUCGUACUAGAACCACGCUCUUUUGAGAUUGAGGUUGUCAUUAAAAAGUUGUAAGGGCAUGUAUCAUCAAGUAUUGACUAAAUUUCGGCUAAACUGAUCCAAUCAGGCGGUAAUGCAUUACCUUAUGAGAUCCACAAACUCAUUAAUUCUAUUUGGAUUAAGGAAGAAUUUUCAGAACAGUGAAAGAAAUCUGCUAUUGUACCUGUUUAUAAAAAGUAUGAUAAAGCUAACUUCAGGAAGUAUUGAAUAAUAUUAUAAUCAAUUACAUAAAAAUUUCAUUGAAAUUUAUUCUGUAAAGUUUAACGCCACACGCAGAAGAAAUUACUGGGUAUCAUCAGUGUCUAUUUCAACGAUCAGCUGCCGACCAGAUAUUUUGCAUUCACGAGAUAUUAAAGGAAAAAAUGGAAGUACAGUGGGCCUGUACAAUAGGCGUUCAUAGACUUGAAGAAACCUGAUGUUUCAGUUAGGAGGAAAGUAUUAUUCAACAUUCUCAUUGCAUUCGGUUUACAAAUUACACUUCCCAGGCUAAUUAAAAUGGAAUGUCUAGUAACGUUCGUAUGAAUAAACAUUUGUCUAGUGCAUUUCCUCCUAUUCAGAAUUGUCUGAAACAAGGAGAUGGCUUGUCAUCUUUGCUUUUCAACGUCAGCUCAGAAUAUACCACCACAAAGGCCCAAAAAUAAGGGGUUGGAAUUGAAUGGGACACAUUAGCGUCUGGUCUACUUUGAAGAUGUUAAUUUAUAGGGUGAAAACACAAAUAUAACAAAGAAUAGCUCAGAAAUGCAGUGUUGGGUUUGUAGAACUACUUUCAAACACCAGAACGGUUUACAAAGGCGCAAUUAAAACUGCACAUAUAGAAGGUUAGAACGUAUCACUUACUGUCUUGGUACAGGCAUAAGCAAAAUACUUCUCUUACGAGCUUCCGUUAAAAGUAGCCCGUAACGGUCACUGCAGAAAUCUUGGUCAUCUCUUACUAAAAACAUUUAUCUCCAGCUUCAGUUCUUGACAGCAAGUCUUACAGUGGAGUCCACGGUCAAAUGCGUCUCGAAUCGCUAAUAAAGCUACUAUCGAUUUCAUAGAAUUGUGAUGUCACCAGCACACCAAGUUGUUUGCCCAUGUUCAUACGGCUUUUACUUUGCUGUUUACGGGUUGUUUCUACGACUUUAUGGCAGACCGACAACAAAGUAUUGUGAUUGGGCGGGGGGUGGGGUCACAGGCGCGCAACUUCUGUAAUUGAUUUUAUGUCAUAGGCUUCUGCCGUGAUUCGGUCACUUACUUCUGAGUUUUGUUGGCAUUACUGAGCCACUGAGAACAAGAAGAGAACAGAUACAUCUUUCCAGAUUUCAAAUACUUGUCUAUUACUUCUCUAUGUCAAUACUAGUCAUAAAAUAAUGAUUAAGUAAAAUACUCCCUAACUCUAAUCUAGAAGCAAGGGACAAAGAUGGUUCUCGAAACGUUUUCUUUAAUAAACCACCUGACACGGCUGGUAACCCGAGAGUAAUAAAUAUUUCUGUGUAUUCCUUUCUUCAUUAUCAAACUCUUAGUAGUUAAACAUAAAAACGAAAACAUUGACAAAUUGUGGAAAUGUCUGUCAAAGUGAUGAUUGCAACAAACAUCAAGAUUACAGGGUAUUUCUCAAGAUUUUUAAUUUUAAUGAAGGAAGCAUUAUUGCACACGUUAUUUAGGAAUAUAUGACACCUUUAGAUAAUAAAACGGAAAGCAAUGCAGCCGUGUACACUCAUGCUCAUAUUCCGCACAACGGAACCGUAAAACAUUAGCAAUUGGUGAUUUUGAGAGACGCUUAUUUAGUACAUGUAAGGCCCUACACUAAAAUUUAUUUUUGCCUUGUGCCGAAAUUGAAACAUAGGCUUUUCCCCUCUAAGAAAAAUUUGGGAGAUAUUGUUUUACAGGGAUAAGAGAGGAGGGGGCUGUGUUACCAUUUGUCAUCUCAGUAUUUUAAUUUUAGGAGAUUCGAAUAAGUAAUUUUAAUUUUAUUAGUUCUAAACAUUGAUUCAAAGCUCUUUUUAUAAAUCAAGUUUAAACCGGAAAUUAUAACAAGUUUUUAUGGUUAUAAAGGAGAAACCUGUAGUAAAAUAACUUACACACAUUUGUAUACUAAACAUCUUUCAAAAGUAUGAAACUUGAGUUAUUAUGUUUCAGACUGCGAUACAAUUAAAGCAAUUACAAAUUCAUUAAAAUGUUCAGUCUUUUAGUAUGCAUUGUUUAAGACUUACGAAAGAAACAUACCAAGAAGUCACAUAACAUGGCUGUUCUCAGCUUACAUUAGCGAUUAUUUGUUCAGCGUUUCCCUUACCUUGCCCAUUCUUUAAUGCCUUAAAAAGUUCGAUUUUUGUUUAACCAGUGAACGAUGACGUAAGAGCUGUGUUAGCACGCAUGCUCAGAAGCGUCCAUUAUUGACCCGGCUUCGGGCGUGAGAUGUAGUCUGUUCGUACUUGGGUCUAGUCUUGGCUAGUAAAAUUUCUUGUGGCUUUUAGCUGAAAAUAAUAACCAGUUAAGAAAUCGGAUUUUUCUCAUCAAGGAAGUUAAGUGUAGUCAUCAGAGAGUCGUAAUGGUCAGCACAACAACAGAUGAUGGACCUGAAAUCAAGGCCAUUGACACAGUAACGACGCCUGCGCUGGUAGGCAUCUGUCUGGGCGCGACAUUGUUCCUCGUCACUGUUGCUGCGGUCACGUGCUUUUGCUACCGUCGUCACUCGAAGCUCGUGCAAAGUGGCAAGAAGGGAGUCCGAGGAGGUCCUGAAAAACCCCUGGCUCUUCAGCAGCAUCGGCGUCCCACAGCCGUGAAGAGCCCAGCGGGGUCUGCUGGGACCCACUACCUCAAGAAGAGCCCCAGUCCCACCGGAAAUGCGCGUAGUCCUCCAGGGCCUGGUGGAUCUGGAACACCAAGUCCAACAGUAGGUCACUUGUCGCCGCCACAGUCGAGCUGCAGCCCAGUGACUGAGACGACAACUGGUGAUGAAGUCCCGAAGGAAACCUUUCACACAGAGAACGAACUGCACGACAAGCCCACGACCCCAUCCAAGGAGGAGAUUGAAACGAAUGAGAAGAACCUGGCUUGCAGUGAGAGCAGUGUUGGCAAGUUGGGACAGCUCGUCUUCAAGCUAAGGUACAAGAGUGAGAAGAAUGCUCUGGUGGUGAGUGUGGUGAAAUGUCGUGAUCUCCCAGCAAAAGAUCCAAAUUUGGGCAGUAGUGAUCCCUAUGUUAAACUUCAACUCUUACCUGACAAGCAGCAUAAAGUGAAAACCCGUGUCUUACGCAAGACACAUAACCCUGUAUACGAUGAGGACUUCACCUUCUACGGCAUCAACUUCAACCAGUUGCAGAGCAUCACGUUGCACUUUGUGGUGCUGAGUUUUGACCGCUAUUCUCGAGAUGACAUCAUCGGAGAGGUGUUCUGCUCUCUGGGCACAGUUGACCUCUCCCAGGCUGAAAACCAGAACCUGACUCUGUGUCGCGAGAUACAUCCUAGGAGCCUCAAGAUCCGCGCACAGGGCCGCGGUGAACUACUGGUGUCAUUAUGCUGGCAGCCUGCGGCAAACAGGCUUACAGUCGUCGUGCUCAAGGCUCGCAAUCUGCCGAAGAUGGACGUCACUGGAUUAGCAGAUCCGUAUGUGAAGAUGUACCUGUUGUACAAUAGCCAGCGAAUAGCCAAGAAGAAGACGCAUGUGAAGAAACGGACAUUGAAUCCUGUGUUCAAUGAAUCAUUUGUGUUUGACAUCCCUGUGGGUGCUGAGGGUCUAGACAAUGUGAGCCUUGAAUUUCGAGUCACAAAGAAUGAGGUAAUUGGACGAUUGGAGCUGGGAGCAGCCAAGAGUACAGGAUCUGCAUUGCAUCACUGGAAUGAGGUGUGCAACUCCCCUCGGCGUCAAAUUGCGGAGUGGCACAAGCUGCGAGAGUAACUACCUUUAGUGACAAUAUUAUUAUGUAGAACAUCUCUAUGGUUCCCAUCAUCUGUAAUAAAUACUCUUGAAGUAAUUUAAUAUAUAUUGCUUGCGAAUCAUGUGGUCUUGUAAGAUUAUCUCACAAAAUACCUGAGUUUGUAAAUGAUUCAAAAUGUGAAGACUGGACCUACAUGUGUAUAUAAGACUUGACUGACUAGUUUGUUUCCAGAGCAAAAUAUUAGACCAAGUAAAAACCCAUGAAUAUUCAAUACAGUGGUUGGGCAUGGGCCCUUUUGUAAAUAGUGUUUGUACCAUGACCUUGCCUUCUUAGCCCUCUUCCUACUCAGGACUAGUUCUGGUAAUUCUAACCUAUGACUGAGCUUUUGUAGUGACGAGUACACUUUUACAGAAUGUUUGUGAGUGAUAUGUAUAUGUUAUAGGCUUCAAAACUGCUAAGCUGCAUUUCCUGUGCUUUUAAAAACAUAAAAGCUGCUUUUAAAAAUGAUGCGUGUAUGAGCAAAUAUCCUCGAUAGAUUUAAGUUUUUGGCUUUUUAUGAUUGCAGUCAUGAUUCAUAAUUUUGGAUGGUGAAAGAGAGAAAUAUUUUAGUGGGAACAUUGAUGUAUAAAGUAGCAUAAUCAUAACCAGAACCAACCCUGUAUGCUUUAAACAUCACGUCAAGCUUUCCAUCUGCUGAUACCCUUUACGUAAUAAUGUUGGUGUAUGUAUUAAUAUUGUACUACAGUACUCAACAACAGGUGUUGGAAGAACCCAUUUUGUGACAGUGGAAACAAAUGAGUUUUGCUAUGUGUUACUUAUACAUGUAGGUCUUGAAGAGAAUUGUAAUAAGAACCAAAGAAAUGAA
Zootermopsis nevadensis is the source of this 7597-nucleotide messenger RNA. The record is from RefSeq and is a predicted model, not a curated record. Lineage: Eukaryota; Metazoa; Arthropoda; Insecta; Blattodea; Termopsidae.